This is a messenger RNA of Trifolium pratense (red clover), 1550 nucleotides long. RefSeq names its product F-box/FBD/LRR-repeat protein At1g13570-like. Bases 144 to 1349 code for a protein of 401 amino acids. Gene Ontology annotation, molecular function: protein binding. Lineage: Eukaryota; Viridiplantae; Streptophyta; Magnoliopsida; Fabales; Fabaceae. The record is from RefSeq and is a predicted model, not a curated record. The transcript has 4 exons.
UCAUUCCCCCCAUAAAAAUCUCUUUCCUCAAUUUCUACACACUCCACAGUUCUCUUUCCACCACAUAGCAAAGGAGGGCAAACCACACGCGCAAGCAACGCUCCGUCGCCAUCAGUCGUUGCGUUUACUCUCAACUCUCACUUAUGGCUCAGUCCAUCAAGAAGGCUAAUCAUGUUGAUCACAUUGAUCGAAUAAGUGACUUACCAGGUAAUGUCAUUGAUGGCAUCCUAAAACACUUGAACAUCCCAGACAUAGUUAGUACCAGUAUUCUGUCUAGAAAGUGGAGGUAUAUGUGGAUGUCAGUCCCGGAACUUGAGUUUUGCUACGAAUGUUUCAGUAGGUUCGAGGAUCUUGAUGACCCUGGCCCUGAGAUUUCCAGAAUUAUCACGGAAGUUCUUUUCCUUCACAAUGGGCUGAUAUAUAAGUUUACUCUUGACAUCCCUUUCACGAUCAAAACUGAAUACCUCAAUAAGUGGAUUCUGUUUUUGUCAAGGAAGGGCAUUAAAGAUCUUGAGCUUCGGAACUAUGCAAGAAUUGACAAUAAAAUGCCAUCUCACAUUUUCUCUUGCCAAGAAUUGACUCACUUUCGAUUAUCCGGAUUUAAAUUGUCAGUUCCACCUAAUUUCUGUGGCUUCAAACAAUUGUUGGACCUUUGCUUAGAUCUAAAUACAUAUGAGUUUGGUGCACUUGAAAAUUUUAUUUCUUGCUGCCCAUUACUUGAAAAGCUCAGCAUGAUAUUGUUUGGAGAUAUGAAGUCAGUUUGUCUAAAAAAUGCAAAGAAUCUGAUUGAUCUUAGACUCAUGGUAGAACUGAAAAGGGCAUCUGGUUUGAUCAAAAGUUUGCCAAAAAUUCAUAGGCUUGCAAUAGAUUCACCAUUCUGCAACACGCUCUAUGCAGAUAUGAUUCCUCCAACACAGCUAAUAAGCUUAAAGUAUUUGAAAUUAUCUGGUGUGAAUUUGGAUGAAAAAAUAGAAGUUUUGUAUAUUGUUAGUGUACUCAAAAGUGCUUCUGACCUGGUGGAACUUGAUAUCAAGAAUUAUGAUGAUGAUCAUGAUGAUGAUGAUGAUGACGGUGAACAAGAGCCAGACCAACCGGAGCAGUUAGAAUGCAAUAGCUGUUGCCUAAGUCAACUUCAGACGGUGAAUAUCAGCGUCGGAACCAGCUUUAAACAUGCCAUGAGUUUGAUACGGUUCGUACUUGCAAAUUCCUCAUCUUUAAAGACCCUUACUUUUAAAGUUGGUUUUUGUUAUGAGAAAUUGGAUGCAGCUGUGCUGUUAAGCAUUUCACGAAACUUGUUACGUAUGGAGCGAGCAUCACAAAGAGCACGUGUUGAAUUCCUUCAACCAUAGAUGUCGUACUAGGUUCCUGUUGGGUACUCUAUAAAGUUGCAUGAAAUUAUUAAAGACACUUAUUUGUAUUUAUUUGUUAAAUGCUAUACUUAUAGUAUAUAUUUUCUUUUAUAUUUUAAACUUAUCUGUACCUUAACUUUGAAGGAGAGGGAUUCAAUUUGUUAGGUAUAAAAACAUAUUUAACCUUUUAUUUUUUCCCAA